Salmo salar (Atlantic salmon) is the source of this 1839-nucleotide messenger RNA. RefSeq lists its product as uncharacterized. Lineage: Eukaryota; Metazoa; Chordata; Actinopteri; Salmoniformes; Salmonidae. The record is from RefSeq and is a predicted model, not a curated record.
GGCUGUUUCAGCUUGUUCAGCAAUCGGCGACCCCGCCUACCUCAUCAGCUCUCUUUUGUUCUUUCUCCGUUCAAUUUCAUCUCCCGAACACAAGGUCCGCUCAUUCCCCGUUGAUUAAUGCUAAUUUGUUGUAUGAUUAUGCGCAGCCGUGGAUGUCUCAGUGUGGUGUUCGGGUUACUUUGGUGAUGGGUGCAUCAUGGGAAACAAGAUCAGCAGGAGACGGGACACCGCACCAGCUGAGCAGGAGGCUGCAGAGGAGGCAAUCGACACGCAGGAAGCUGUGGUGGAGGCAGUACCUGAUGAGCCAGUGGUGGUUGCAGAGGCGACUGAACCAGUAGUAGAAUCAGUGCCAGCACCGGUACAGGAGGCUGAGCCAGAGCCCCCCAAGCAGCCAGAGACGGAGCCCCCAUUGGAGAAGCCGGUGAGCGCCCCACUGGUAGACCUUGCACCAGCGCCGACCCCAGCACCGCCUGAACCCGAGCCCCUGGUGUCAGUCAGCAAACCGGUGUCAGUCAGCAAACCGGUGCCAGUCGGCCCAGAGCCAGUCGUGCCAGUCGGCCCAGAGCCAGUCGUGCCAGUCGGCCCAGAGCCAGUCGUGCCAGUCGGCCCAGAGCCAGUCGUGCCAGUCGGCCCAGAGCCAGUCGUGCCAGUCGGCCCAGAGCCAGUCGUGCCAGUCGUCCCAGAGCCAAAGCCAGUCGUCCCAGAGCCAAAGCCAGUCGUCCCAGAGCCAAAGCCAGUCGUCAUAGAACAUGAGGCUAUCCCAGAGCCCUUCCUCUGCCCCGCCCAUCUUCUGGACCUGGGUGUCCCUGAGCUGACCCCUGAGCCCCUCGAUGCUCCCCCCUCUCACAGAUCUGCCCCAGACCAGCCCACAGACCUGGGGGAUGCAGAAUGCUAUGACGACAACGUAAAGGCUGCCUGGAAUUCUGUCUCCGUCCCGGAAGAGUCCAAAGAAUCCCCGGAGAAGCCAGCGACCAUGGCAGAGCAGCUUCUGUGUGAUGUCAGGGGCAGUGAGCUGAGCAAAGCAGACUCUUCAAGCACUUAGACCUGACGGCCGACGACAUCAUGGUCAAUGACGUCAAUACAGACGACAUUCCGGAAGGUGACAUGUCCACUGAGCUGAUAUGAGAUGGGCGGAGAAAAUGUAUUUAAAAAAAAUAAAUAAAAAAAAUAAACAGAACAAUGACGUUCUGAAAAAGGCAGACGCAGCAGAAAAAAAAUGCAUUAAAAAAAUAAUACAACUUUGAUCUGAGAAGGCUAAAGGGAAAACUAAGCAGCUUAAGGAGACUGUGAAGUAGCACUCAGAUAAUCUGAGACCUGGGAUAUAUUCACUAGUAACCAAACAGAACCAAGCGUACGCAAACGGAAUGAAACUGGGUGGGACUUACCUGAAAUUGUCCAAUAGAUAUUCUAGUUUCCGUUGCCGAACCAUUUUGGAAUAAUGAUUAGACCCCAGGUAAUACAGACGUGCCUUUUCUUUCUGAGUGUAUGUUGACUAAAGGGAUGUGGUGAUGGGUGGCCAGGGCAGGAGAGUGAGUACCAAUCAUCGCCCUCUGAGCCAUAUAGACAUAACACUGCAUAGCAGAACACUUACAGUAACUAUAUAUGGUAACUAUGUAUGACAAUACGUUUGCCUUGGUGUGUACACCUGAUGAAUUGUAACAACAUUUGAAAUCGGCCUACAUGCUAUGAUGUACAUUCAUGCUUGGACUCUCACAAUCCUUCCUCUUUAACUCUGAAACGGAAGUGACCUUAUAUUUUCUUGAUGGUGAGAAGUGGUUUGGAGGAAUGUAUUAAAGGUGAUGGUCUGGUUGUGAAAAUAAAAUAUUGUUCCACCUUGAA